This is a messenger RNA of Phytophthora infestans T30-4, 964 nucleotides long. Its product is annotated as methylosome protein 50, putative. NCBI's taxonomy places the organism in Eukaryota, Oomycota, Peronosporomycetes, Peronosporales, Peronosporaceae. The transcript has 2 exons. The record is from RefSeq and is a predicted model, not a curated record. Gene Ontology annotation, molecular function: protein binding. Gene Ontology annotation, cellular component: methylosome. The coding region runs from base 20 to 964 and encodes 314 amino acids.
UGUUGAUCCAGUGAUGACCAUGACGAACCAGCACCGUUCCUUCUCCUCGGCAGCGCAAGUGGACGCUAUAGCGGCCUGCUCGCUGCCGAACGUGCUGUUUUCGGACGAAGACGAGGACGCGGAAGAGCCGGAGUUGCCCCUCCUAGCGGUAGCGCAAUCACAGCUUGAAGGCAAUGUCUGGAGCGGCGGCGUGGCUCUAUUGGAUGCGGCAUCGAACGAGCGGCUAUGCGAGUUGCAACUGGAGACAGGAGUAGCGUCGUUGGCCUGGUGCAGCGCAGAAGGUGACGUAUUGGCAUUGGGCUGUGAUGACGGCGACGUGCGUCUGGCCAAACUAUCGACGGACGUGACGUUCGCUUUUGUGCCACUUGGCACUGGUGGCAGCAUCGACGAGGACGCCGUGUGCGGCUGGGGGCACGACGAUGUUGUUACGGGCGUCAGUAUUUCUUCCGUCGAGAAGACACAAUUGGCUACGUGCAGUUGGGACCUCACGGUGAAACUCUGGGAUAUUGGAGCCAUGGACAAGACGGUCGCCACGUUUGACGGCCACACGGACUUAAUCUGGGGCGUGGCGAUGAACCCGACGCACGCGAAUUUGCUGUGCUCGGCUUCGCAGGACUCGACGGUGCAAGUGUGGGACGCCCGGCGACCUCAAAGCGCUGCAUUGGCAGUGUCAACUCUCCUGCCUGCGCUGUCAGUAGACUGGCAUCCGAGCCAGUCGACGGUAUUCUCUGUUGGACUGGAAGGCGGCUUGGUCUGCACCUUUGACGUACGCUCGCCGCACACGCCACUGUCUCGACGUGAGACCCACAAAGCUGCUGUACAUGUCGUCAAGUACUCACCCUAUCAUGAUGACUUACUGGCGACGGGAGCUUUUCGUCCGACCGAGCUGCAGGCACUGGCGUUCGUGAGCUGCUGGUUGGCGAAGAGAAAACAACGCCACACCGUGACUACGUUCGUGCUCUAG